UUUUCUGUGUUAUGUUGUUAGUACUGAAAACAGAUUAAAUAUACAAUUAUAAAAAUCAUAGACUAAAUAAUUUAUGUAAAAUUCGACUACAUUGAAAACUAGUUGGACAAAGAGGAUACAAACUUAUUUGUUUAUACGCUCUUUUAGCUGACGGUUAAUUUUGACACCAUCUUUAUGACUGUCAACAAGCCAGUCAUAAAGAUUUCAAUUCAAUUUUUAGAAAACCUAAACUUACCUAAAUAUUUGAAUAAAUAAUCAAAGAUGGCAAAAAAGUUUGCAUUUCGAGAUGUAUCUGUAGGACUACAAAAAUUGAGAGAGUUCCUAUUGGGUAGAAAACAUGUCCUCCACGGUAGAUUUACUCCAAUGUUGGCACCUAGGUCGCUCCCUGUUCCAGAUGUACCUAGGGGCCCAGAUUUUAAAUAUUAUGACAAGUAUUAUUAUAAACGAAACUUAUACAACUCAAUUCAACCUCCUGUAGUAGCGCCAGUAGCGGAAGGACCACCAUUGAUCACAGAUCCCACGAAGAAGUCGCCUAUAGGCGGCAUUCGUGCUGAUGCAAUAAGUUUCAACUGCGCUCCCACUCCGGGACCAGCGUGGUGGUGGGACGGUCAUUGUUAUUUUGAAUGUAUACCAGAUGCACCCACUACACCCACUCAGCAACCUCAUAAUGAACCAGACCCUUAUUGCCCUCAAGAAUCUUCACCUGCUACAAAAUAGUAACACUGUAAAUUGAAAAUUAACGUGAUUAAUAUUUCACACUAACUUUAGUAAUAGGUACCUAAUAAUUAUUUUCGGAAUCCAGUUCGAGUGGCAUGCUAAAAAAGUUAACCUACAGGUACUAUCGACAAGUAAAAAUAACAUGUGAUUAAAGCUUUAAGGUUUGCUAUUACUAUCCUAUUCUAUAAUCUCAUUUAUCUGGGAUUUAUGGAAACCACGUGACAAAUACUUUUCCCGCCAAUAAUUUCAAUGA
Bicyclus anynana (squinting bush brown) is the source of this 970-nucleotide messenger RNA. RefSeq lists its product as uncharacterized. Gene Ontology annotation, cellular component: mitochondrial inner membrane. The coding region runs from base 262 to 717 and encodes 151 amino acids. The transcript has 2 exons. NCBI's taxonomy places the organism in Eukaryota, Metazoa, Arthropoda, Insecta, Lepidoptera, Nymphalidae. The record is from RefSeq and is a predicted model, not a curated record. Gene Ontology annotation, biological process: ATP synthesis coupled electron transport.